CCCUCUAGUUUAUCCUGCGCACCCUUUUUUUUUCUUUUCCUUUUAUCUUCCUUUCUUUUCUUUUCUUUCCUUUCCUAGUAAAAACAGACCCACAUAACAAGAAAAUUUGAAUGCACCAUCCAUUUAACAUUUUUUCACUAUUAUCAUUCAUUCCCACUGAUUCUUUGAACAUGGAAACUUCAAUUACUUGGAGCAGAGAAGAAGAGAAAGCUUUUGAGAAUGCAAUUGCUACCCAUUGGACUGAGGAGGAUGAAGAAUCCAAAGAGCUAUGGGAAAAGAUUGCUUCUAUGGUGCCUGGUAAAAGUAUUCAAGAAUUGAAACAACACUACCAAUUACUAGUUGAGGAUGUUUGUGCAAUAGAGGCAGGAAAUAUACCCCUUCCUAAUUAUGGAGGAGAGGAAGCAACAUCUUCAACUAAGGAUUCUCAUGGAAAUUCUGGAGCAGUGGCUAGAGAUAAGAGAUUGAAUUCUGGUUAUGGAAGUGGGGUUUUGGGGUUAGGACAUGACUCUUCUGGACAUGGUGGGAAAGGAAGAUCAAGGUCUGACCAAGAAAGAAGAAAAGGAAUUCCAUGGACAGAAGAAGAGCAUAGGUUGUUUCUGCUGGGUCUUAACAAGUUUGGAAAAGGUGAUUGGAGAAGCAUAUCAAGAAACUUUGUGAUAUCAAGGACUCCUACUCAAGUAGCCAGUCAUGCUCAGAAAUACUUCAUUCGCUUGAACUCAAUGAACAGAGACAGAAGGAGGUCUAGCAUCCAUGACAUUACUAGUGUGAACAAUGGAGAUGUUUCACCUCAUCAAGCACCCAUUACUGGCCAGCAAGCUGACACAGGUGCCGCCGCCGCUAUAGGAACUGUAGUGAAGCUGAGGGUUCAACCCCAUAUGACUGGUUUAGGAAUGUAUGGUGCACCAGUUGGGCAUCCAGUUGCUCCUCCAGGUCAUGUGGCAUCAGCUGUUGGGACUCCUGUUAUGCUUCCUCCUGGACACCAUCCUUCCUAUGUUGUUCCUGUCCCUUACCCAAUGGCACCACCACAAACAAUGCAUCAAUAGUGAUGUAUCUCUCUCCCUCUCCCUCUCUCUCUCUCUCUCUUUCUCUUCCCUACUUGGAGGACUGAAGAGAUUGCUAUGAAUGCCAAGGGAGACGUUUUUUAGCUAUGUAUAUUAGAAUAGAGACUUGUUGAUGAAGAGCAGUAACGUAAAUAAUUAUCAUGUCAUCCAUAUUACAUUGUUGGGUAUAAAUAAGUAGUGCAUUUAUCACUCAGGAUUUGUAUUAAAUCUUUAAAUGCUUAGUGUAUUUGAUAGAAGAAUAACAACAAUGAUCAUUACCCUCCUUGA
Hevea brasiliensis (rubber tree) is the source of this 1328-nucleotide messenger RNA. RefSeq names its product transcription factor MYBS1. Gene Ontology annotation, molecular function: DNA binding. NCBI's taxonomy places the organism in Eukaryota, Viridiplantae, Streptophyta, Magnoliopsida, Malpighiales, Euphorbiaceae. The coding region runs from base 111 to 1043 and encodes 310 amino acids. The record is from RefSeq and is a predicted model, not a curated record. The transcript is spliced from 2 exons.